Geodia barretti is the source of this 663-nucleotide messenger RNA. The record is from the annotation of a GenBank genome assembly. NCBI's taxonomy places the organism in Eukaryota, Metazoa, Porifera, Demospongiae, Tetractinellida, Geodiidae.
AUGGUGUCCAACCCAAGUGAUACUCCAGGUGGUGGAUCACAAUCCUGCUAUUUGGACCGCUCGAGAGUGACGGAUCGUGCGUCAUUUCCGCCUCAAUACGUUCGCAUCCUCUCGCAACUACUGGACGACGGCGAGGAAGUAACCAAUUCACAGCAACUCGGCGCCAUGCUUCAAAUAACCUCCGCCCAGAUCCGGAAAGACCUUUCCUAUUUCGGGCGGUUUGGCAAGCAGGGCCGCGGCUACCGCGUACGUCAUCUGCUGACCGAGUUGAAGCAGAUUCUGGGGUUGGACGCCGAAUGGAACGUCGCCGUGGUCGGCGUGGGCCGAUUGGGAAACGCGAUCCUCAACUACCCGGGUUUCAAUCCCGACGGGUUUCAUCUGGUGGCCGCGUUCGAUAACAACCCCAGGCAUCUGGGCGAGGAUGUGGGCGGCGUUUCCGUGGAGCCCAUGAGCGCAAUGGCCGAGACGGUGGCCAGCCGCAACAUCACCAUCGCCAUUGUCGCCGUACCCAGCGUUCAUACCCAGUCGGUUGUCGACCAGUUGGUUGAGUGCGGCGUGCGCGCUAUCCUCAACUACGCGCCCAUCACCGCCCAGGUCCCGGCCGGUGUGUGGGUACGCAACAUCGAUCCAGUGCUGGCCCUGCAGUCCAUGACUACUAUCUAA